AUGGCACAGCAGCAUCGAGAGAAUAAUGGGUAAGUUUAAUUUAAACUGAAAAUUAAUAUAAUAUCCAGAGUUUUAUGUAUGUAAUCGACUUCUAUAUUUUGUAGGAGAAAUCAAUUCAUAGCAGAGUUGGAAAAUUAUAAGGUCAAUCACCAGCUUUGUGCCGUGGACACAUUUUCUUGGUCACCCGAAACUCAAGAGGAAAUUCUAGCGGAAUGGAAUGAUUGGCAACUCGAUGAACCAGCUUCGACAGAACCAAGGUUGUGUUGUAAUGAUUGUGGUCGCGUAUUUACGCGUUCGAACGAACUGAACCGGCAUAUGAAAACUCACAGUGACAAAAACCACGAGUGCUCGCGUUGUCAUAAAACGUUUAAUCGAAAGGUACGUAAUUUACAGGGGUAUAUUUCAAAACAUAAUAAAACACUUUGAGUUAAUAUUAUUUGUAUGAUUUCAAGGAUGCUUUGAACCGGCAUAUGAAAACUCACAGUGACAAAAACCACAAGUGCUCGCAUUGCCACAAAACGUUUAAUCGGAAGGUACGCAAUUUACAGGAAUAUAUUUCAAAACGUAGUAAAGUGUUUUAAGCUAAUAAUAUCUAUUUAUAUGAUUUCAAGGAUGCUUGGAACCGAUAUAUGAAAACUCACAGUGACAAAAACCACGAGUGUUCGCGUUGUCACAAAACAUUUAAUCGGAAGGUACGUAAUUUACAGGAAUAUAUUUCAGAACGUAUUUUGAGCUAAUAAUAUCUACUUAUAUUAUUUCGAGGAUGCUUUGAACCGCCAUAUGAAAAUGCACGAACAACGAGGAGCCCAGAGGGAAUAUACUUGUAAUGUAUGUGGUGAAGUAUUCCGCAAUAUAUUUCCAUUCCAAGCCCAUCAGCGCGAUGUCCAUCAAGUUGGUCGUGGGAAACGUACGAAGACGCCGACCGGGCGAACAAAAAGGCAAAGAACUGAUGAACCAGGUACGUAUAAAUGAAAACGUUUUGAUUACUAACUUUGUAUUUAUACAGAUAUUUUUUUCUUUUUAGAACCGCCAAGACCUUCGACAUCGGUGAACGAAGGUAAGAGAGUAUAUAUGCUGCGUAAUAAUUUGCGUUAAAAUCGCACUAAUACAUUUUUUUCCCUUUCAGGUGCUUCCACGUCUACAGUCGUCAGCGAAGGUAUGAAAUUGAUAUUUUUAUACCGUAUGUAGUAUAUUGAUUGUGGUGAUUUGAUGUGUAUAUUGACAAUGUUAAUUACUCGCAACCUCGGUUUUAAAACAUUGCCUGAAAUCCUAACGUUUACAUUUGAAAAAUAUUUUCAUGCUGUUUUCAUGUUUUUUCACUGAUGUUUGUGUUUUGAAAACCUGAUAAAAAUAAUCGAGUAAUUUUUAUAGUGUGGGUUUAUAGUGUGGAAUGUUCCUAAUUAUUCCUGUUAGACUUAUGUUCAUUUGUUUUAGAACUAUUAAUUUAUGUCAUUGUACGAGUAUUUACGCUACAUUAUUUUUGUAACAUUCGCUAGCGUUUUAUAGUGAGGUAAAAGUAAUUUUCAUAGGUUGAUCAUGUUGCUAUGUGAAAUUUGCAUGUUCUUAAUUUAUUCAUGUUAGACUUAUGUCGAUUUUUUAUGAAUCGGGUGUUUGUAUGACAAAAUUAGUGCGGAGCUCUAGACAAAAAUAAAGAAUCGGGUGUUAUUUCUACAGGACCCCAACCGUUCCCUCAAGAUCCACAAUUACCACCAUGCAACCUCCCUUCCCAACUCCACCGAGACCAUUGGCGUGCUAUACGUACGCGGCAAAGUCGAGGCAACCGAGUGCAAGAUUGGUACAACUAUCGUUUGAGCUCAGUGAAUAUAGGUCAACUUGUCAACAGCAUAUAG
Molecule: messenger RNA, 1850 nt
Organism: Paramuricea clavata
Lineage: Eukaryota; Metazoa; Cnidaria; Anthozoa; Malacalcyonacea; Plexauridae
Source: the annotation of a GenBank genome assembly